Messenger RNA from Aspergillus steynii IBT 23096, 950 nucleotides. RefSeq lists its product as uncharacterized. The record is from RefSeq and is a predicted model, not a curated record. The transcript has 2 exons. NCBI's taxonomy places the organism in Eukaryota, Fungi, Ascomycota, Eurotiomycetes, Eurotiales, Aspergillaceae. Bases 6 to 950 code for a protein of 314 amino acids.
CGACAAUGGGGCUCCUUAACCUCCAUCAUUAUGGUGUGCCAGGCGUGAACUCUCCCCGUUACGCCGUCUCAAAGUUGGCUUCGUUCUCAGCUUUGAUCAUAUCAAUCAUCCUUGUCGUCCUGUUCCUCGUCCGUUACUACUUGCUGGAGGCCUUUCUCAUCCGUCGCCUCUAUGGAUCGGUCUACACGAAUCUCAGCCUGGAGAACCAGCGUGGCUUCAUCAACCACCACAUUGCCGGCACCAUGAAGUUCCUCAUUCUCAUUAUCGCAGCAUAUCCCUUCAUCAAAGUCAUCGUCGGCAAUUCCACGUUCCACACCCCAUUUGUUCGUGGCUCCCCUGUGAUGAUGGGGGAUAUUUUGAUUGUGGUCGCACAAAUGCUCAUUGGCAUGUACGUGUUUGAACUUCUUUAUCGGACGAGAUUGUCACCAAUCGCCGUCUUGCACCACGUGGGAACAAUCAUGAUCGGUCAGUCCGCCAUUGCGAUCGGGCUAGAUCGAAUGCAAGAGCCGGACGCUGGAAUUGAAUUCAUGCUUUGUACAAUAUGGGGUGUCUUCGAUAUCAUCUCCGAGUUCUUUCCACAUGUCGCCAUCAUCCUCUAUCGCAUCUACCCUCAGCGACAUCGCUUUCUCAGUCGAGUCUUUCUGUCGUCUUGCAUAACCACCGCAUUCGGUACCUUUUGCGAAACCGUCGUGAUAAUGUUUCUGUUCGGAUGCCUUUGGGAUCGCUGGCAGGUUGCCUUCAAAGUCACAACGCCAAUUCUUCACAUCGCUUUCUCGGCCGCCCAGGUCCAUGGGAGCGUUGUUUUCUGGCGCAUGUACAAACGGCAGCAGAGAUUUCUUAACGAAGAGGCUGGCCAGGACCUCGUGGGGAGUGAGAACACCGAGGGGGAUGAGUCGGAAAGCAAGGACAAGCCGUUGGUUAUGCGUGGAUAUGUAAGGCCUGAAGUAUGA